ACCGCUUAAACUUUGUUUUUAUACAGCUUUAAUCUUUUCUUGGGAGAUUUAACGCUGAAUAAUUGCCCAAGCAGAAGUUGCGUGUUAAAUGUUUUUGGCGCGGAAAACCAAUCUACUAAACACACAAUUGAUACAGCUCCGUCAAGCAUUUCGUCGCGCAUUUGUGAUUGGCAUGGCAGGCAGCUACAACCUACAGGAGGUCGAGGGCGAUCUCUUCUCGGCGCCCAAGACACACUCUCUGGCUCAUUGCGUGGGUGCCGAUUUGGCCAUGGGCGCUGGCAUAGCAGUCAAGUUCAAGGAGGUCUAUGGCAAGGUGGACGAGUUGCGCGCCCAAAAUGUGAGCAGUGGAGGCGUGGCAGUACUGCAGGAUGACAAACGUUACAUCUACUAUUUAGUCACAAAGCCACAAAGUUGGGGCAAACCUACAUACGAAUCUCUACAAGCAUCGUUGGAACAGAUGCGCGAGCAUAUGCGCGAGAAUGGCAUUAAUCAAUUGGCUAUACCCCGCAUAGGCUGCGGCAUCGAUGGCUUGGAAUGGGACAAAGUCAAUGCGGUACUGGAGGAAGUAUUUGGCAAAGAACAGUUGGAGAUUGUGGUUUAUAACUUUGUGCCACCAACGCAGGCCAAGUAACAACUAGUUCAACAGCAUCUGCUUCAAAAAUGUCAACAAGCAUGUCUUUUACUUUGGGCCAGGCCAGACCAUCGAGGCCGCAUCCAAUACGUGGCAGUGCCAAUUUAGUAACACGAUGUGCGAGC
Messenger RNA from Scaptodrosophila lebanonensis, 756 nucleotides. It is a transcript of the gene Targ1, whose product is annotated as ADP-ribose glycohydrolase OARD1. The record is from RefSeq and is a predicted model, not a curated record. The transcript has 4 exons. Gene Ontology annotation, biological process: peptidyl-glutamate ADP-deribosylation. Bases 89 to 631 code for a protein of 180 amino acids. NCBI's taxonomy places the organism in Eukaryota, Metazoa, Arthropoda, Insecta, Diptera, Drosophilidae.